Molecule: messenger RNA, 1725 nt
Organism: Gorilla gorilla gorilla (western lowland gorilla)
Lineage: Eukaryota; Metazoa; Chordata; Mammalia; Primates; Hominidae
Gene: PRPF18
Product: pre-mRNA processing factor 18
Exons: 11
Coding region: 151-1206 (351 amino acids)
Biological process (GO): RNA splicing; generation of catalytic spliceosome for second transesterification step
Cellular component (GO): U2-type post-spliceosomal complex; U4/U6 x U5 tri-snRNP complex; U5 snRNP
Source: RefSeq, a predicted model, not a curated record
CCAGCUUCCGCCGGAAGCGGCCCCUAUCAGUUGUUCUCAGGUGUUUGGGCUUGUUGUUCCGUAUACUCAGUGGGUUCGCGGCCGCCGGCCCAGUGAGGCUGGGUUCGAGGAGCUGGAGCGGGAAACUGGAGCUUAAAUUCUGGCGGCGAGAUGGACAUUCUGAAAUCAGAGAUCCUUCGGAAGCGGCAGCUGGUGGAGGACAGGAACCUGCUGGUGGAAAAUAAAAAAUAUUUCAAGCGUAGUGAGCUCGCCAAAAAAGAAGAGGAAGCAUAUUUUGAAAGAUGUGGCUACAAGCCUAUAAAUGAGAAGCCAUCUGGAGAGAUACAGCCAAAAGAGGAGGACCAGAAACCAUUAACUUCAUCGAAUCCAGUGUUAGAACUUGAACUGGCAGAGGAAAAAUUACCUAUGACGCUUUCUAGGCAAGAGGUCAUCAGAAGAUUGAGAGAAAGAGGAGAACCAAUCAGACUAUUUGGAGAGACUGAUUAUGAUGCUUUUCAACGUUUAAGGAAAAUAGAGAUCCUCACACCAGAAGUUAACAAGGGAUUGAGGAAUGAUUUGAAAGCAGCCUUGGAUAAGAUUGAUCAGCAGUACCUCAAUGAAAUCGUCGGCGGUCAGGAGCCUGGAGAGGAAGACACACAGAAUGAUCUGAAAGUUCAUGAGGAAAACACCACAAUUGAAGAGUUAGAGGCGCUUGGAGAGUCCUUAGGGAAAGGCGAUGAUCAUAAAGACAUGGACAUCAUCACCAAAUUCCUGAAGUUUCUUCUUGGCGUUUGGGCUAAAGAAUUGAAUGCCAGAGAAGAUUAUGUGAAACGCAGUGUGCAGGGUAAACUGAACAGUGCGACCCAGAAACAGACCGAGUCCUACCUCAGACCACUUUUCAGAAAGCUACGGAAAAGGAAUCUUCCUGCUGAUAUUAAAGAAUCAAUAACGGAUAUUAUUAAAUUCAUGUUGCAGAGAGAAUAUGUGAAGGCAAAUGAUGCUUAUCUUCAGAUGGCCAUUGGAAAUGCGCCUUGGCCCAUCGGUGUCACUAUGGUUGGUAUCCAUGCCAGAACUGGCAGAGAAAAGAUUUUUUCCAAGCAUGUUGCACAUGUUUUAAAUGAUGAAACUCAGCGGAAAUAUAUUCAGGGAUUGAAGAGGUUAAUGACCAUUUGCCAGAAACACUUUCCUACAGACCCAUCCAAAUGUGUGGAGUACAAUGCACUGUGAGAUCUGUGUAUGGUGUGUUAAUAACAAUAAGAAACUUAUGGAAGCAGGCUGUGGACUUCUGGAAUUACCAACAGGAAUGAGGAAAGAAGAAAACUGGAGUUUCCAAUCUCUGAGUUCUACCUGAUGUAACUCUUGAUUGGUUUUAAGAACUGUGUUGGCCUUCAUUUCGUAUCUGACUGCAAGCUGAUUUUUCCUUCUUGCUUUCAUUUUAAUUAGUCCAAAAUUACGUUUUAAAGAUUUUUCCUCACAAUUUAAAUCCGUAGACGACAGAAGGGGGUUUAAAAUGACCUUUUUUUCAGUUGACCCGAAAGUUGUGGUUAGAUGAUUAAAAAGAAACAUUUGAGGAUGAACUUAAUUAUUUCAGUAAAAUAUUAUAAUUUGCCUAUUGUCUUUUAUGUAAUAUUUAUAUAAAAUAUUUUUAUAUAUUUCAAAAACAUGGGACCAUUGAAUGAAACUUUAUAGUCCUUAAAUGUUGCUGAACUUUUGCUGUCUUGCAAUAGAAUUUGAAUGUAAAUAUUA